AUGGCAUUCUUUAAUGGUGUUAGAGCUUCCUGGAGUUGGCUCUGCAAUUUGGUGAGACCUGAAGACACCAAGGUCUCUGCUUCUACUUCUGUGGAAUAUACUGAUAAUCCUUGGCAUGAACUGUUUAAACUAAUACGUCUCAUAGAUCCAUUUGAUUAUCCUAAUUCACCAAUUGUGAGAUGUCAAAAAUUUAGUGACUCUGUACAAAACAAUUUUGAGUAUCUUUGGCACAGUAGACAAUAUAAUGAUGCUGGAUGGCUGGUCUUAGCCGCUUUGGACAAACUAAUGAAUGAAAAAUUGCAUCUCCAGAAACAGAUAAGAAAUUUAAAAGUUUCUCAGUGUGUCAUGAGUGAAAAUCUCCUCUCUUUUAGCCGCAAGGCUGAGAUUGCAGAAACCCAGACACAGUCCCUCAUAAUUCGAUUGGCUGAACUACAACGUAAAUUUAAUGCUCAGCCUCGAAGGGUAUCAGAAGCAAAGGUUAGGGCACUGGUUGGAAAAGAGUGGGAUCCCAUGAAUUGGGAUGGAGAUGUAUGGGCGGAUUCUGAGGAAAGUGAAUAUACUGAAUUUCUGGAUGCUAAUGAAGUUAUUUUACCUGAGGGAGAGAUUUCCCCACCUGAAAUGGCAGAGGGGUCACCACCUCCACCCGCUGCUGUGUUGGAAUCUCCUAGCAUACUUGGGGAAGCUAAUGCUAUGUUGACUAAACAGGAUUAUGCUGCUGCUCCUCAGGACCCACCCUUAACACCCGUUUUUGCCUCCAGGCCCAUAACCAGGCUCAAAGCACAGAAAGCGCCUAAAGGAGAGAUACAUACUGUGACCCAUGAAGAGGUUCGCUAUACUCCCAAAGAGCUUCUUGAGUUUUCCAACUCUUACAGGCAGAGGCCUGAUGAGCAAGCAUGGGACUGGAUUUUAUGGGUGUGGGAUAAUGGUGGCAAAAACAUACAUCUGGAUCAGGCUGAAUUUGUUGAUAUGGGCCAAUUAGGUAGGGAUUCUGAAUUUAAUGUCAUAGCUCGUGGAGUGAAGAAAGGUAUUAAUAGCUUAUUUGGAUGGUUGGCAGAGAUAUGGAUCAAAAGAUGGCCCACUGUGAAUGAGUUAGAGAUGCCUGAUAUUCCAUGGUUUACUAUUGAUGAAGGGAUUCAGAGACUCAGGGAAAUGGGAAUGCUGGAGUGGAUCUGUCAAGUUAAACCUAAUCCUCCACAUGGGGAUGAUCCAGAAAACAUACCCUUCACCAGCACCUUGAGAAACAGAUUUGUGAGGGGAGCACCAGCAUCCCUGUAG
Cavia porcellus (domestic guinea pig) is the source of this 1275-nucleotide messenger RNA. Its product is annotated as Friend virus susceptibility protein 1-like. The transcript has a single exon. NCBI's taxonomy places the organism in Eukaryota, Metazoa, Chordata, Mammalia, Rodentia, Caviidae. The record is from RefSeq and is a predicted model, not a curated record. Bases 1 to 1275 code for a protein of 424 amino acids.